Molecule: messenger RNA, 845 nt
Organism: Cylicostephanus goldi
Lineage: Eukaryota; Metazoa; Nematoda; Chromadorea; Rhabditida; Strongylidae
Source: the annotation of a GenBank genome assembly
AUGACUGGGGGUGCGACCCCUCCGUAUGAGAGGGCCAAGUCAUAUCACGAUGAGGGUGUUCCCGUAGCACAGAUCAGCCAAGAUGUUGAGAUUCAUGUCGCCGGAUCCAGUCCCGAAUCGAGUUAUCUCUUAUUCUUCCAAGUUGUCUUUCCGUUUUCCAUAGCCGGAAUAGGCAUGGUUUGCGCUGGAGUAGUGCUUGAUAUUGUACAACACUGGAAACUGUUCAAAGAAGUCCCGGAAAUCUUCAUCUUAGUUCCUGCACUUCUAGGGUUAAAGGGGAAUUUGGAGAUGACGUUAGCUAGUCGACUGUCUACCUUGGCAAAUCUAGGUCACCUAGAUAACUCAACUCAAAGGAAGGAGGUUAUCUUGUCGAAUUUGGCUCUGAUACAAGUGCAAGCAACAGUUAUUGCAUUCCUUGCUUCAGCUUUUGCUAUGAUUCUAGCUUGGAUACCACGUGGGCAGUUCGAUUGGUCCCACGCUGCUCUCUUAUGCGCAUCUUCCUUGGCAACCGCUUGCUGCGCUUCGCUCAUCCUCAGUAUGCUCAUGGCCAUGGUAGUCAUAUUUUCUAGGAAGUACAACAUUAAUCCGGAUAACGUAGCGACUCCCAUUGCUGCUUCGUUAGGUGAUCUGACAACGCUUGCGGUGCUUUCUGUGGUUGGUACCAUAUUUUUGGAUGCACAUCUUACGGAGUCAUGGUUGAAUAUCGCCGUUAUACUCAUCGUAUUGCUGAUCGCUCCUUUUUGGGUUCGUAUAGCAUUGCGCGAUGAGGGAGCAAAGGAGGUAAAUUAUUAUUAUUAUGAUCUCUUCAUCUUAAAGGCAUUGUCCAGGCUCAUUGGAGGGUAAUG